AAAGCACCACCAUCCUAAAGUGCACAACGUUAACACAUUCUCUACCAUAAAAACAACUGCAUAUAUACAUUUUAUGCACAAAGCAGAGAACGACUAAACAUCAUAAUGUCAUUUUCAUCUUCCUUUUUCUCAGUUCUAACUCCAUUCCCAACAAAAUGGGAAGGAAUCUGUAAUUCCCCUCUGAGGUUGCUCCAAUUCACCCUUCUUUUAAUGGCGAUGAUGAUAAGUUUAAGCCAGGCAAAUAACUACCACCCCAUUAUCCUCAUUCCGGGCGCCGGCGGCAAUCAAUUAGAAGCCCGGCUAACUUCAGAGUAUAAGCCUUCCGGCUUGUUCUGCGACCGGUGGUAUCCGAUCAAGAAGGAUCCCGAUGGUUGGUUUAGGCUAUGGUUCGAUCCUACCAUAUUGAUAACUCCAUUUACAAAGUGCUUUGCUGAGAGGAUGAUGCUGUAUUAUGAUAAUGAACUCCAUGACUAUAAAAAUGCACCUGGGCUUCAAACCAGAGUUCCUUAUUUUGGUUCUGUUAAAUCCCUUCUCUAUCUCAAUCCUCGUCUCAAGAGAUUAACUUCAUACAUGGCUCCUCUGGUGAAAGCCUUGGAAGAAAUGGGCUAUAGAGAUGGUCAAAAUCUGUUUGGGGCACCCUAUGAUUUUCGUUAUGGUUUAGCAGAAGAAGGGCAUACUUCAAGGGUUGGUUCAACCUACCUAAAUGACCUAAAAAAUCUAGUUGAAAAUGCAAGUGCUUUAUGUGAUGGAAUGAGAGUAAUCCUAUUAUCCCACAGUUUAGGAGGCUUGUAUGUUCACCAAUUACUCACCAGGAACACACAAUCAUGGCGUAAGAAGUAUAUCAAACACUUUAUAGCUCUCUCCACCCCGUGGGGCGGCGCAGUUGAGCAAAUGCUCACAUUUGCAUCUGGAAACACAUUGGGGAUUCCAUUUGCUAACCCUUUGCUUGUCAGAGAUGAGCAAAGAAGUUCAGAGAGUAAUUUAUGGCUCUUGCCUUCUCCAACAGUGUUCCCUUCAGGAAAACUUCUCGUGAUCACGAAAAACGCUUCGUAUUCAGGGGCUAACAUUGCACAAUUCCUCAAAGAUCUCGGGGUUGAAAACAGAGUUUAUCCUUAUAAAUCAAGAAUUUUGCCAAUGCUCCGUAAUUUUGACCUGCCUAGUAAAGUUAAGGUGACUUGUAUGAUAGGCUGUGGAGUUAAGACCCCGGAGACGUUGAUUUAUGGUGAAGCUGGAUUCGACGAGAAGCCGGAAAUCGUGUACGGGGAUGGAGAUGGAACGGUGAAUAUGAUCAGCUUGCGGGCUCUGGAGAUGGAAAGGAAAGGCAAUAAAAACUCACAUGAGUAUGUUAAGUUGAUCAAAAUGGCAGGGGUUUCUCAUGGGGGUAUAUUGAAGGAUCGUGCUUCUCUCCGUAAGAUAUUGAAUGAAAUUAGUGGUAUUAAUUCUGGGCACGAAUCUGAUUCAUCUGCAUUGAGGACGACUCAAUGAUAUUUAAUGGUUUUUAGUUCUGAAUUUUGAUUCAGUUGUAGUUUGUAAUGAUUAUUAGGGUGGUACCUUACUGGCAUACCCCUGAUUCAGUUGUAGUUUGCCGUUCCGUUCAUCCACUUGUUGAAUUUUAUUUGGAGUUUGUUUUAGCUCAAGGUUAUUGAAGAUCACUUGAAAGAGGGUUGGUUUAGAUUUUUUGUAUCAAUUGAUUGUGCAUAAGUUGUACUUUAGCAAGGAAAUUAUUAUGGUCAAAAUUAUAUUAUUUUGAAAUGCAUGCUUAGUUACAUGACAAAUGAAACGUAUUAAUUUAAAAUAACGUUACGACAUAAGAAGGGAUGUUAUACAGAAGUUUCAAUCUUCACAGUUGUGCUUUGUGUUUCAUAGACUAGAUUUUGAGGGUGUGGUGAAAAAAUGAAAAUGAAAGGGAAUGAGGUUGUGUUGAGCAUGAAUCGAGGAUUAGUUGGUGUUAUUCGAGAUUUGAU
Molecule: messenger RNA, 1964 nt
Organism: Oldenlandia corymbosa var. corymbosa
Lineage: Eukaryota; Viridiplantae; Streptophyta; Magnoliopsida; Gentianales; Rubiaceae
Source: the annotation of a GenBank genome assembly